Messenger RNA from Fusarium fujikuroi IMI 58289, 1722 nucleotides. RefSeq lists its product as uncharacterized. The record is from RefSeq and is a predicted model, not a curated record. The coding region runs from base 1 to 1722 and encodes 573 amino acids. NCBI's taxonomy places the organism in Eukaryota, Fungi, Ascomycota, Sordariomycetes, Hypocreales, Nectriaceae. The transcript has a single exon.
AUGGAUGGCCAGCGGCGCCUUGGGCACCCUUCCUCGGGUCUCUCCAUAACCGUCAGCAACCUCAGGAAUCUUGUGCAGAGACUUACGGCAGAUCUAAGAGAGAACAUUGGCUUUACGGAUUACUUCAUUCCGCUACUCGAAUCUUUGGCAAGUCAGGCGGCCAAUGCUGAAGCGCCAACAAACAAGAUUACCCAUCUGUUCUACUCAGCUGAGGGCCUUAAUGCCCAUUCACCUUUCUUCCGAAUGGAGGCUUCUUUGGAGUGCAAUAUUCUCGAGAAUCUUGUUCACUUGGAUCUCUGUCUCUGCAGUGAAGAUGGCGACAGUCAAGCUUUCGAAGGGUUUACAGUUUGCCUUGCGAAUGCCAGAAGCUUGGGGAGCUUGAAAAUAUGCAUGGAUAAAGAUCCCUUCAUGUCCACAUUUGGAGUCAUUCCCACGCUGCCCAAACUUGUUAUUGUGGAGUUCGUGGAAGUGAAAAGUAUUGGAAACCCCAAGGGUGCCUGGAUCUCCCAGACUGUCGCUUUCAUUCGGCGCCACGCGAAGACACUGAAAAGGUUGUAUUUCACCUCCGCGACAGUCGGUCGUUCAUUUCUUACCGAUCUCUCACGCUUGGAUUCGUUGUACUUGGAUACGUUCGUUAUCUCGUCAGGAGACGACACCGACAACGACGGCGAUGACUAUGGCGAGGACUGCGACGAUGACUACUACAGCGACAGCGACUCCGUGUUGUCCGGUGUGAAAAGGCAUGAGCGUAUGAAUGAACAGAUAGUUCUUGCUUACGUCAACCGAGCGGAAGACCCCGAUCGGAAAAUUCCACUGCCAUCUUAUAUAGGUCAAAAGACGCAGAUAUCUACACACUCCCUAGUCUUCGACACAACUACCUGCCAGCUUUCAGCCUUCCAUGCUACGCGGGACAACCUCUGGCAAAAGAGGGGAUAUGAUUUGAAGGAUAUCAAAGCUUUGGAUUCUGCUACCUUAGAACGAAGGGACGAACAUGGGAUCGCCCAUAGUCUUGGGCCCCGAAGGAUCUACCAUAUCGAGACGGGUUUAUGGGUUGACUCGGACGAAGUUUUCUACGACCCCGUCACUGAUGAAGAGGUUGAUGAACCUUUUUCAAACCGAGAAAUGCCCAAAGACGACUCCUGGACUGUCCAAGGACAACAUACGUGGGAUUCAGAAAUGGGUCUCUGGAGAGAUGGACGAGGAAAGCUUAAGAAGUUCGCAGCUGAAAUGGAACUUCCAGAAAGACCAAACGUCCCCGUCGAAGACCAAGACUCUGAUUUCCACAUCGAUAUGCAGCCUUUCUACGACAGAGAAGAAGACGAAUAUCUCCUCAGAAUCGAAAACUCACCGCGGUGGGAUUGGGGACGAGACGCAAACGGCCAGGUUUGGUACUGGGAAGUAAAUGGUACAGCUGGUCACGCAACCGAGACUUGGCUCUUCGAGCACAACGGAGAGUUUGUGUAUGGCCAUGAACCGCUGGACUUUUGGGAUGAUUGGUACGAUGAACCUGGGGAUAAGGCUGAGUCGACACCCUACGGCUGGAAUCUAUACACUUUUCUCGCGAGUAAUAGGCUUGGCAGUGAGAUUCCGCAGCGGAGCACAUGCAAGCCCUUACGUCUUUAUUGUAAGAAAGAUGACCCGAUGUACGGCAAUAAUGACCUUUUUCGUCAUCUUCCGAAGCCAAUGGACUAUGAGGUGUGGUCCGACGAGCAAUGGCCCUAG